AGCAGCAGCGUCUGUCAGUGUCUGCAGACGGACGAGGAGGAGGAGGACAUCUCUCUGACCUCAUCUGGACGGGACUUUAACAGCAGGAAACCACGAUGACGGCAGUGGACCUUUUCAACACUCUGGAGAAUUUAAAAGAAGAUGAAUUUAAGACAUUCAAAUGGUAUCUGCAGCAAGAUAUCCUGGAAGGCUACCAAAGCAUCAAAGUGGCCAAGCUGGAGGAUGCAGAAAGGCAGGACACAGUAACUCUGAUAGUGAAUACCUAUCAACUUCAUGGAGCUCUGAAGGUGACCAAGAAGGUUUUAGAGAAGAUCAACAGGAAUGAUCUAGUGCAGAGUCUGCCAGAUACCAGCUCAGGACCAGAAGAGUCAGUGGAUGUCAGUGAUGUUGGAGAGACUUCAGAGAACAGUGGAACUCCCUCCUCUCAGAGCAAAGGGAUGGUUCCAGAACCAAAGCCAGCACGGCACAUCUCAAAAUACCAAGAAAUGAUUCAGCCAAACUUCAAAGACCGUUACAAGCAACUAAAAGAAGGGUUGACGGAGGUGAAACAACCUCUGGAUAAGAUUUACACACAUCUGACUGUCACAGCUGGGGGUAACGUACACAUCAACACACAGCAUGAGGUCAGGCAGAUUGAGACAGUGAGGCCAGCAGAUACAGAUACAACAAUUGAAACUUGUGACAUGUUCAAACACCCCUCUGGAGAAGAUAGCUCCAUAAGAACAGUGCUGACCAAGGGUAUCGCAGGAAUUGGAAAAACAUUUCUUGUGCACAAGUUUGUGUUGGACUGGGCUGAAGGAAGAGCCAAUCAAGAUGUGCAUCUCGUUUUCCCCUUCACCUUCCGCGAGCUGAAUUCAUGGAAGGGAGAGAAGGUAUGUUUGGCAGAGCUCAUUCAUGAAUGUAUCUGGGAGACCAAAGACAUCAGGAAAGAAGCUCUUAAUCACAUAUUUACAAAGCUGCAGUCAACAGGAAACACCAACUUUGACAGGAGUGAAUUCAAACUUCUGUUUGUUUUGGAUGGACUGGAUGAGAGCCGCCUUGAUCUGGACUGUUCCACCAAUAAAAACAAGGCAGUUAAAAUUGAUGUGACAGCGCCGACCUCAGUGGACAAGCUGCUGACGAACCUCAUCAAGAAGAAACUGCUUCCUUCUGCUCGUCUCUGGAUAACCACACGACCUGCAGCAGCCAAUCAGAUCCACUCUGGUUUUGUAGACAUCACGACAGAGGUCAGAGGGUUCUCCAACCCACAGAAGGAGGAGUACUUUAGAAAGAGAUUCACAGAUCAGAAGCAGGCUGGCAGAAAUGUGGAGCAGGCCGACAGAAUCAUCUCCCACAUCAAGACAUCUCGAAGUCUCCACAUCAUGUGCUACAUCCCAGUCUUCUGCUGGAUCACUGCUACAGUUCUGGAAAAAAUGAUGAAAACCAGAGAGGUAGGAGAGCUGCCCAAGACCCUGACUGAAAUGUAUGCAGAAUUCCUGCUGUUUCAGAUUCAUCAGACAAAGGAGAAGUAUGACCCAGAAGAGUAUGACUCAGAAAAGUGCAAUCAGUACAUUGAGUCAUUAGCAAAACUGGCUUACCAUCAGUUGGAAAAGGGCAACCUGAUCUUCUACGAGAAAGAUCUUGAAGAGAGUGGCAUUGACAUCAGUGGAGCUUCGAAGUGCUCAGGAUUUUUCACAGAAAUCUUCAAAAAGGAAAGUCGGGGAAAGAAUGACCAAAGAAAGAUGUUUAGCUUCGUCCAUUUGAGUGUUCAAGAGUUUCUGGCUGCUCUUCAUGUAGAGAUGGAAGUAAUUAACAGAAACAAGAAUGUGAUGUUUGGGAAAAGAUGGGUUGAAAAAGGGCAAAUGUUUUUCAGCAAAAAAUCUAUGAUGUCUAAGGUCCACAGGUUUGCUAUUGACAAGGCCUUACAGAGUCCAAACGGACACCUGGACUUGUUCCUUCGCUUCCUCCUGGGUCUUUCACUGCAGACAAAUCAGGAUCUCCUCCAAGACCUGCUGGCUCAGACAGGAAGUAGCUCAAUGACCAAUCAGGAAACAGUGGAGUACAUCAAGAAGAAGAUCAGUAAGAAUCAGUCUGCAGAGAGAAGCAUAAAUCUGUUCCACUGUCUGAAUGAACUGAAUGAUCGUUCUCUAGUGAAGGAGAUCCAACAGUCCCUGAGUUCAGGAUGUCUCUCCACAGAUAAUCUGUCUCCUGCUCAGUGGUCAGCUCUGGUCUUCAUCUUACUGUCAUCAGAAGAAGAUCUGGACGUGUUUGACCUGAAGAAAUAUUGUGCUUCAGAGGAGGCUCUUCUGAGGCUGCUGCCAGUGGUCAAAGCCUCCAAAAAAGCUUUGCUGAGUGGCUGUAACCUGUCAGAGAGAAGCUGUGCAGCGCUGUCAGUUCUCAGCUCAGAGUCCUCUAGUCUGAGAGAGCUGGAUCUGAGUAACAACAAACUGAAGGAUUCAGGAGGGAAGCUGCUUUCUACUGGAGUGAAGAAUCCACACUGUAAACUGGAGACUCUAAGGCUGAGUGGCUGUUACCUGUCAGAGAGAAGCUGUGAAGAUCUGUUCUCAGUUCUCAGCUCAGAUUCCUCUAGUCUGAGAGAGCUGGACCUGAGUAACAAUGAACUGAAGGAUUCAGGAUGGAAGCUGCUUUCUACUGGAGUGAAGAGUCCACACUGUAAACUGCAGACUCUCAGGCUGAGUCGCUGUAACCUGUCAGAGAGAAGCUGUGAAGAUCUGUCCUCAGUUCUCAGCUCAGAGUCCUCUAGUCUGAGAGAGCUGGACCUGAGUAACAAUGAAUUGAAGGACUCAGGAGGGAAGCUGCUUUCUACUGGAGUGAAGAGUCCACACUGUAAACUGGAGACUCUCAGUUUGUCAGGCUGUCUGAUCACAGAGGAAGGCUGUACUUCUCUGGCUUCAGCUCUGAGAUCCAACCCCUCCCAUCUGAGAGUGCUGGACCUGAGCUACAAUCAUCCAGGAGACUCGGGAGAGAAGAUGCUUUCAGCUAGACGGGAGGAUCCACACUGCAGACUGGAAACUCUAAGGCUGGGACAUUGUGGAGAGCAGAGGCUGAAACCUGGUCUGAGGAAAUAUUCCUGUCAACUCAUACUGGACACAAACACAGUGAACAGAAACCUCAAACUGUCUGACAACAACAGGAAGGUGACACGUGUGAUGGAGUAUCAGCCAUAUCCUGAUCAUCCAGAGAGGUUUGACUCCAGGCCUCAGCUGCUUUGUAGAGAUGGUCUGACUGGUCGCUGUUACUGGGAGGUUGAGACGAGAGGAGAUGUUGAGAUAUCAGUGAGUUACAGAGGAAUCAGGAGGAGAGGAGGCAGUAGAGACUGUUGGUUUGGAGGUAAUGAUCAGUCCUGGAGUCUGGAGUGCUCUGAUGAUCGUUACUCUGUCCGGCACAAUAAUAUCAGAACAGACAUCUCCUCCUCUGUCUCUGGUAGAGUAGCAGUGUAUGUGGACGGUCCUGCUGGCUCUCUGUCCUUCUACACAGUCUCCUCUGACUCACUGAUCCACCUCUACACCUUCAACACCACCUUCACUCAGCCUCUCUAUCCUGGGUUUGGGUUAGGGUCUGAUUCCUCAGUGUCUCUGUGUUCUCUGAGCUACAAUCAUCCAGGAGACUCAGGAGAGAAGCUGCUUUCAGCUAGAAGGCGGAUCCACACUGCAGUCUGGACACUAAGGCUGGAACUUGGUGGAGCGCAGAGGCUGAAACCUUUUCUGAGGAAGUGUGAGUGUGCUUUCACUUUGAUUCAUUAAAACAAUGCUCAAAAUCUUCCAGUAGGAUUAGUAUUGUCUUAGUAUUUCUUUUUGAUUGCUAACAAGCAUUAGUUAAAACGGAAGUCACAUUGUCAAAACUAUACAUCCAGAGAAACAGAAGUCACAAACUCUGGAUAAUUUUUCAUUGCUGUAACACAAAAUGCAGACCUGCAAACCUGUAGGCAUUUUGCGUAUUAGAUACGCAUUUUGACAUCAAAAUAUGGUGACACGAUUUGUCACUUUAAACUAUGCAAAAAUCAGGUGACUGCUUUGCUUUCACUCGUUGACGUGCAGUAGCGGUCUCAGUUUUGGAUUUAGUUACAAAGGUCUUGUAUUUUUUUUUUGCCUUUCCUAGGAUUAAGUUCAUACUGAAACAAAAUGAACAUUUACUAAUGUAGGCUAAUUACAAACUGACCGGAGCCCGUCUCUGGACGCACCAGAGGACGACACAAAGUAAACACGCCUCUGUGACCGGUACCGGGGGGGUGUUAUCGGUUGAACUGAGCGGAGGAUGUGAUGAAUGUGUCGGUGUGUGUUGGAACCUGGCUGGUGUUAUAACAAACAGAACGAGCAGCCGCUGGACUCUAACGUCUGUUGA
Perca fluviatilis (European perch) is the source of this 4341-nucleotide messenger RNA. Its product is annotated as NACHT, LRR and PYD domains-containing protein 12-like. The transcript is spliced from 11 exons. Lineage: Eukaryota; Metazoa; Chordata; Actinopteri; Perciformes; Percidae. The record is from RefSeq and is a predicted model, not a curated record. Gene Ontology annotation, molecular function: protein binding. The coding region runs from base 96 to 3743 and encodes 1215 amino acids.